GUUACCGGUCUGCCCGCCCGGUCCUCCACUCUUCGUUGUUCCUCGUCUCUCUGUAACGGUCUCUAACCCUAAUUUUUUUCUUCUUGCUUCCGCUGAAUCAUGGAAUGAUAUUAACUUAAAACUUCUUAGCUCCUCUGUAUCCGACACACGACGGACUCGGAGUGCUCAUUUCCCUUCUGCUCCUGGGAAGCGCUCGAUGGAUUUCUGCUAAGCCCCAGAAAGUUUUGAAGAAGAUGAAAUCCCUCAGAGUUCUCAGAGUCUUGGCGUCGCUCGCUAGGCGACCUUCCAAUUCCCCGCUACAAAAUCCUACUCGCCACGCUCGCUACUUCACAGCUCACCCGCAACACCAACACAGUAGUGACAACGAGGCCUUCGAUAGCAGUCACUACGUGAUUCCCGCCACUAAUUCCGACGCUUCUGUUUCUUCUUCUAAAACCCUUCAAGAACCCACAUGGAAUGUGAAGUACAGAGAGAGAGCCGAUAAAUUCAUAUUUGGGGAGGAAACACAGAAAAGUAAGCUGAAGACGGCCCUUCACGAGGAAGAGGACGAUUUGAAGAGGAGAGUGCUGGCCAGAGCCUUACUCGAGGCUGCACUCAAGGGAGACGAUGAAGAGGAGGAAUUGGUAAGGGAAGAAGACCAGAAGUCUCUUUCCGUUGGGAUUAUUGGUGCUCCGAAUGCUGGGAAAUCUUCCUUAACAAAUUACAUGGUGGGAACAAAGGUUUCUGCUGUAUCGCGAAAAACGAAUACCACUAUUCACGAAGUGCUGGGGGUAAUGACGGAGGGAGAUACCCAGAUCUGUUUCUUCGACACCCCUGGUCUCAUGCUAAACAGUCGUGGGUAUGCUUACAAAGAUGUGAAGACGCGGGUGCAAAAUGCUUGGAGCACAAUUGGCUUGUAUGAUGUCCUAAUGGUUAUUUUUGACGUUCACAGGCACCUAACGAGGCCUGAUUCGAGGGUGAUAAGGCUGAUAAAAAAAUUGGGAGAACAGGAAGAUGCAAAGCAGAAAAGGGUAUUAUGCAUGAAUAAGGUUGAUCUAGUUGAAAAGAAGAAAGAGUUGGUGCAAGUCAUAGAGCAAUUUAAAGAUCUACCUGGCUACAACAGGCAAUUCCUCAUAUCAGGGCUAAAAGGCGUCGGAGUAAAGGAUGUUACGCAAUAUUUAAUGACACAGGCAUUUAAAAGACCCUGGGAUGAAGAUCCCCUUGAGUUAGGCGAAGAAGUGAUGAAGAAUGUAUCAUUAGAAGUUGUUCGAGAAAGAUUAUUAGACCAUGUUCAUCAGGAAAUCCCAUAUAGCAUCGACCAUCGGUUGAUGGACUGGAAGGAACUGAGGGACGGGUCACUCAGGAUAGAGCAGCACUUUAUCACAAACAAAUUAAGCCAGCGGAAGAUUCUCGUUGGCAAGGGGGGUUGCAAAAUAGGGAGAAUAGGUAUAGAAGCUAAUGAAGAGCUGAAGUCAAUAUUCAAGAGGGAAGUGCACCUUAUCCUUAAGGUCAGGCUGAAAACUUGAUGAAGAAAAUCGCUGCCAUUUACCUGGAUCUCCAUGUUUGCCAACAGGGUUGUUCUUGUACAUACCAGAAAGUGCAGCGGGCAGCAGCAAUGCAUCUGCCACCACAAAACCUCGUCAGCUCCCUUGCUUUGCCUGAAUCUGAAUGAACGAAACAAGACCUGUUUGAAGAGAAGCUGGAGGCCGUAUGUGAGUGGGCAAUUGAAGAGCAAGCAGCAAUCUGGUUCGGAUGUUCAGAGAAGCCAUUGUAUUUUAGCCCGAGGCUGUUGGUAAUGCCUGUCCCGGAAGUCUGCCUUUGUUCUGGGGUUAGACUAUUACGUUGUUAUGGUUUCUACCCAUCCCAUCCUAAAAAGCGCAAUUUUUUUAGAGAAAAAUAAUAAUUAUUUGAGUGACUGAUCUCUUCGGUGUUCAUCAAUGAAAAGAAACUCCUUAUAGCC
Messenger RNA from Linum tenue, 1939 nucleotides. The record is from the annotation of a GenBank genome assembly. NCBI's taxonomy places the organism in Eukaryota, Viridiplantae, Streptophyta, Magnoliopsida, Malpighiales, Linaceae.